Messenger RNA from Cooperia oncophora, 444 nucleotides. Lineage: Eukaryota; Metazoa; Nematoda; Chromadorea; Rhabditida; Trichostrongylidae. The record is from the annotation of a GenBank genome assembly.
AUGCUGAGUGUUAUAUUUAAAGUCCGUAUUAAAUGGUCGCCAUGUGAUCAGCAGCUAAUGUUAGGUGUAGGCGACACCAUUCUACCACGAUUCUAUUACGAUCCUCUAGAAGACAGCUGCUUGCCUUUCAACUACACCGGGAUCGGUGGCAAUGAGAAUAACUUUGCCACGAAAGCACAAUGUCAGAUAACCUGCCCAGGUUAUCGCGGUUAUUGUCCCCAUGGGAAACCCCACGUAGUGGGCGGAGUCAUGACCAAAUGCGGUAUUGAUACAUUCUGUCCUCUAAACCAUGUUUGUCACGUCAGUAAACGGGAUUCAAUCAGCAUUUGCUGCCCAGAUCCAGCUCAGUUUUGUGUGUUGGAGCAAGACACUGGACCAUGUAGUGGUAAUCAUACGAGAUACGGUUACGAUCGAACGGCUGGUGUAUGCAGAAAAUUUUCGUAG